UCAGUGACCGAAACAAAUCGCAGGAGGAGUGUCGCUACCUUGCGCUAAAAAUACAAUUAUCGAAACAGUUGGCUUUAAAAAACAAGCAGCUAACUUGGAUUUCUGUGACAAGUAUGAAACAACAUUAGCAUAAAAAGCGAACCGCAUCUGUGAUUUGAGCUGCGAAGCUAUUUUUAAAUUAUGUUUAGACUUUAUUUUUGUAAAUAAAUUAAGAUUUAUUCGUGAUUUCGCGGUAUUCUCGUGGGGACCCUAUUGCGUGGAAUUCAACAGUGUAUGAUUUUAUGAAAGGAUGUUAAUAACGUUUAUUGAACAAAUAUCUGUGUUGGAGGUGUUUUGAAAUUUGAUGGGAUUGCACUACUGGUGCGAAGAGUCGGUGUGAUGGUGCGGGCGGCAGUGCUUCUGCUGGCGGUAGCACUGUGCCGCGCCGCUUCACUCGACUCCGAACUUGGCGUCGGCAAGUCCAUCAACAUAUUUAUGAGAUAUGGUUACCUCAGCAUAUGCAUGCGUGUGGUGCCACGUAACGACACCGACGGCUGGGUGUUUCGAGAACCGACAGUCAGUGUGUUCCGGGACGUCGACCGUUUCGUCAUUGCGCCGAAACCGAGACAAGCCAAGACUCUUUUUGACGGAGACUUUCAUAUGGAGUUUUGCGAUAACUUGAAGCAACUGCUGCAAGCUUACUUUAGGGAUUUUAGCUUUGAAAGGUUAGAACGACCAUGGCGGGCGUUCACAGCAGGGUGGCCUACGGACAUUAUGGCCCGAAAUCUUGGCAUCAACUCGUCCUUUAUCAACGGCGAUCAUUGCUAUGUACUUGUGAGGGUAUCAAGGUUCCGAGAAACAGCAAAACUAAAGGAUCUGCCAACAAACAUAGCAGUAGAAGACGUGGUAUUCGAGGCAAUAGACGAGACCUUGAUAGGCGAUACCGUAUCUAUAGCAGACUUCGUUCGGAAAUACGGAUCGCACUACAUUUCGUCGUACAUCACGGGUAACUCGCUAUACCAGGUAUUUGUGUUCUCGCGGGGCAUGUACUCUCGCAUCAAGGAGCGGGUGAAGGCUCGAGGGGUGUCGGAUGUACCGCUGAGUGAGAUGAACGACUACUUCUCUCCGCUCUUUGCUGAACACGUUGGCGCAGUCAAGGUGGCGAGCGGUAACAAGACCGUAGAGAGUUGGGCGAUGAAACGCCUCAGAGUACACUACUACAUAUUUUCUUAUCCAAGUCUACUAAAACUACACGGCGAACCGGCUCUACUGAGAAACCUGGACUCGUUGUUAGGAAACGAAGCUUUAUUACAAUUAGAAUUAAAGACAUUAUCGCCUGCGUUUAAGGAUGUGAAGAAAAAAAAGUGGUUCGAGGAAGUAAUAGACAAUUAUUUGAAGUUGUGGGAGAGUAAUAUGUGAUAACGGUUUUAGUCCAAUAAUCAGCCUGAGACUCCUCUAGAGGUUUUAUCGUUUGAAAAAAAACUUGAAACUGUAUUUACAAACAUUAUUUUAAGGUAGAAGCAGUCUAGACAGAACAAUCGUGCAAUAAGUGCGUAAGGACAUAACCUGCCUUACUAAAGACUCGUGACGUUGUUUAAACGACGUCGGCAUUUACAACAAGAUCAAAGACCAUGAAAAUCUAUAUGUAUUUUUGUAAUCUAUGGCCAAGUGUUCUGCACAUUAGAUAAUCUAAACACGUAAAUUUACCAAGACCGAUGUCUAUGGUUGUAUGACCACAAACUAGUUUAGUGAUCUGUGGUAUUAAUACUGAUAACAGUAGGAUAGGCCUUAAAGGACUUGAAUCCAUGGCCGUAAAAA
This is a messenger RNA of Pararge aegeria (speckled wood butterfly), 1797 nucleotides long. It is a transcript of the gene tsl, whose product is annotated as torso-like protein. Lineage: Eukaryota; Metazoa; Arthropoda; Insecta; Lepidoptera; Nymphalidae. The record is from RefSeq and is a predicted model, not a curated record. The coding region runs from base 379 to 1398 and encodes 339 amino acids. The transcript has 7 exons.